This is a messenger RNA of Dioszegia hungarica, 1167 nucleotides long. RefSeq lists its product as uncharacterized. The transcript is spliced from 7 exons. The record is from RefSeq and is a predicted model, not a curated record. Bases 1 to 1167 code for a protein of 388 amino acids. NCBI's taxonomy places the organism in Eukaryota, Fungi, Basidiomycota, Tremellomycetes, Tremellales, Bulleribasidiaceae.
AUGCCCUCGUUCACCAAGAUCGCCGUCUCGUCCCUUGUCGCCUUCGCCUACUCAGCCAACGCCGCGCCGAUCCUUUCGGGCCUCGGCGGAACCGCGAGCGGUAACGCGAAUGCGAAUGCCAAUGCCCACGCUGGCGCCAAAGUCAACACCAACGGGAUCGUCGCUGCUGGUACGACUACCGACCUCAAGGUGUUUGCGGAUGCCUUCCUCAAAGUCGCCACGGGUGGACGUGCCACCUCUUGCGACAACGUCAAUCUCGGUCUGGUCACUGGCCUCGCUACCAACCUGAAGGCCUCCCUCUUCAGCAAGCUCGCCGUAACCCAAUGCAUAGGGUCAUACUCCGAUGCUGUUGCUUGCACCGAGUUUGGCGCAUACCUUGCCGUUUCGUAUUACGCCUACAUCUCGGGCUGGACCGGUGCUACCCUAUUCGCUGCUCUGGAGACCACCCGGGUGAACCGCUUCCACGCUCUCCUCGACGGAUUCUGCGGGGCGCAAGGGGCCCCCGCCGGCACGUGCGAUGACUGGUUGACUCAGUGGAACACUUUCGAAUACGCUUCUGCUGGGAUCAAGGCCGACGUCCAGGCUGCUGCUAAGGCCAACCUCCAAAAGUCCGGACUCCUCACCGUCUGCGACACUACCGCCAUCGUCAAAGCCGCCGCCAACGGCAAGAUCAUCGUCAACGCCAGCGCGAACCUUGCCGCCCACGCCGCCGCCGUGGUCAAGGCCGACGCCAACAGCAAGGUCGGGGCUGUCGUCCACCGCGGUCUUGCUCUCGGCGGGCAGGGCGCUGGUCAAGCCAACGGCGUCCUCGGUGCAUCUCUCGAAUCCCUCACCGGCAACAAGCACCACAACGACCGCAUCAUCUCCAACCUCGUCGCUGGUGUCGGUGCGGCUGGCCACGCGAACGGAGCAGCUCAUCUCGGCGGUCUCAUCGACCGUGACCUCCUCGACACCGCUCACAUUGUCGGUGGCGCGCAGGGCCAGGGAUCGGCCCACGGUGCCGGCUUCCUCGGUAUCACUGGCGAUAAGCUCGACCUCGGCCUCGCCGGCCUGGGCCACGGUCAGAGCCACGGCGCAGGAUUCCUGGGUGUCACUGGCGACAAGCUUGGUCUCGGCCUUGCGGGCGAGGGGAAGGGCAAGGGGUUCUUGGGGGCUGUUAUCGCCUGA